Messenger RNA from Periophthalmus magnuspinnatus, 1334 nucleotides. RefSeq lists its product as uncharacterized. The record is from RefSeq and is a predicted model, not a curated record. Gene Ontology annotation, molecular function: peroxiredoxin activity. Lineage: Eukaryota; Metazoa; Chordata; Actinopteri; Gobiiformes; Gobiidae. The transcript is spliced from 5 exons. Bases 189 to 905 code for a protein of 238 amino acids.
GUGGUGAGGAGGGCAUGAGUCACCGUCCCCGGGUUCACGGAUGUGGGUGAAUACUACAAAACAAAAAGUUAUUAGACAAAUGGGUGUAACUGAAAACUUCGCACUGAUUGGACCCAGACUGUGAGAGAGAUUAGUUAACGUGACAUCUACGCAGUUGCUAAAACCAGGUUGUUUUCUCACUGUCAGAAAUGGCGUACAGUUUUAUCUCCAGGUCGUUUCGGGUUCAUGCAUUCAGAGCGCUAUGGAAAAGUGAUGUCAAGGUGAGUGCUGCCUUAAAGCCUGAAAACACAAGACAUUUCUCCAGCGAUCCUCCACAUGACAGAAUCAGUCGUUAUCCCAUUCCCAACAAAAAAGCUCUGCCCUAUGACAUGGUGGAACUCAUGGAGGAAGUGGAGUCCAAGAGUGGCUUUUUACCCAACGUGUUUAAAGCUCUUUCCCACAGACCUGCAGAGUUCAGAGCUUUCUUUUCUUACUACAAUGAACUGAUUAACAAAGAAACAGGAAACCUAACCAAGGCAGACCGUGAGCUGAUUGUUGUGGCAACCAGUAUUCAUAAUAAAUGUCUCUAUUGUGUAAUUUCCCAUAGUGCAAUGCACCGUAUCUACUCAAAGAAACCCACUGUUUGUGAUCAGGUGAUUGUUAAUUACGAGACAGCAACACUUACACCUCGAGAGCGAGCAAUGCUAGAUUUUGCUCUGGUAGUGUGUCGUUGUGACACGAUCACAGACGAGCACUUUCAGUCUUUAAAGGAUGUGGGAUUUGAUGAAGAGGAUGCCUGGGAUAUUGCUGCACUUGCUGCUUUCUUUGCAAUGUCCAAUCGACUCGCCCACCUCACCGACAUGAGGCCAAACCUGGAGUUUUACAAUAUGGGCCGUGUCCCAAGAGAAAAGGGAAAGGACAAGUGAGAUGUAAAUGUAACUAAUGUCUAGUGUUUUGGUAAGUGUUGCAUGGUCUGUUACUUUUUAAUUAAUAAAAAUUAAAUCAUGGUUAGGAUUGAGAUGGAGCCACUCAUUUCUACCACCAGAUGGAGCCACACACAUCUGAUGGUAGCACUUAAAUGAGAAGUCUCCUUUGAGGCAGUUGUCCUAAAUAGCCCUGAGCUUAAAUUAAUCACUUAGCCAAAGUAUUUCUGACACAUUAAAACACACAUUAAAAAUAUAUCUAGGCCUAUGUUUGUUCAGAAUGUACCAUCCCAUUUUAUCAUACUAAUUUCUUGCUCAAAUCAAAUGUGAUUUUUAACCUAUGUUUUCUUCUUUUGUUGCACAAAUUUGUAUGGACAUUACACUUUUGUACUAAAGUAAAUAAAUAAAGGAUUAAACCUGCUUCCUUCUGUU